ACACACGCCUCGUACGUUUGUUAUUUUGUCAAAAUUUCUGGACUCGUAUAGUAGGAAUAUUUCGUCAGCUCAAUUAAUUACAUCCAUUGAAAUUACAAAAAUUUGUGAAAUCAACCAACGCUAAGUUGGGGGGAAAAAAAGACCAAAAGACACGCACGCCCAGUCCCCGCCCCGCCCGAGAAUCGGUAUCGCCCUAAGAAGAAGAAGGAAUCAUGUCAAAGUUCAACACCAGCGUGAGCGGACGCCAGCUGAGCACGAGGUCCUCGGACGUGGAUGCCCUGGCCCAGCGCGGCUACAAUGUGGGCCACAAAAUCGGCGAGGGCUCCUAUGCCACGGUCAUAACAGCGGGCUACUCGGACGACUCGGGGCACGGUGUCAAUCUGGCCUGCAAGAUCAUCGACAAGGCCCGGGCGCCCACGGACUUUGUGAACAAGUUCUUUCCGCGCGAGCUGGAUAUCCUGACGAAGAUCGACCAUCCGAACAUCAUCCAGAUCCACAGCAUCCUGCAGCGCGGGCCGAAGAUCUUCAUCUUCAUGCGGUUCGCCGAGAACGGGGACCUGCUGUCGCACAUCAAGAAGAUGGGCCCCAUCGAGGAGAAGCAGUCGAAGAUCUGGUUCCUGCAGAUGGCCAAGGCCCUGCGGUACCUGCACAACAUCGACAUCGCCCAUCGGGACCUCAAGUGCGAGAACAUCCUGCUGUCGAAGCGCCUCAACAUCAAGCUGGCCGACUUUGGGUUCGCCCGCUACUGCCGCGACGACGGCGGCAUCGAGAUGAAGUCGGACACGUACUGCGGCUCGGCUGCCUAUGCCGCUCCCGAGGUGGUCUCCGGGCGGCCCUACGACCCGAAGCUGGCCGAUGCCUGGUCGUUGGGGGUCAUCCUGUUCAUCAUGAUGAACGCCAAGAUGCCCUUCGACGACAGCAACCUGACCAAGCUGCUGGAGGAUCAGCGCAACCGCAAGUUCGCCUUCCGUCGCAAGCUGCAGGACAGCAUCACGGCCCCGGCCAAGGCCACCGUAUCCGUGCUGCUGGAGCCGGAGUCGGCCGCCCGCUGGAACCUGCGCGAGAUACUCAAGUGCGCCUGGCUGCGCAGCGUCGAUCAGCCCGAGACAGCGGACCCCUAGGUGGUGCCUUGGAGCGUGCGUGUCGAUUUCACAGAUCAAUAGUGUAUUAGAUAGAUAAAUUCCUUGGUAUUUAUCCGAUUAUCAGAUCAGGCCAUCCAUCCCUAUAUCCUCCUCCAAAAUGUAAUGUCUCUUAAUGAAACAAUAGUCCAGUAAUAGUCCAA
This is a messenger RNA of Drosophila persimilis, 1282 nucleotides long. It is a transcript of the gene Tssk, whose product is annotated as testis-specific serine/threonine-protein kinase 1. Gene Ontology annotation, cellular component: cytoplasm. The coding region runs from base 213 to 1121 and encodes 302 amino acids. The transcript is spliced from 2 exons. Gene Ontology annotation, biological process: intracellular signal transduction; protein phosphorylation; microtubule cytoskeleton organization. NCBI's taxonomy places the organism in Eukaryota, Metazoa, Arthropoda, Insecta, Diptera, Drosophilidae. The record is from RefSeq and is a predicted model, not a curated record. Gene Ontology annotation, molecular function: protein serine/threonine kinase activity; ATP binding; tau-protein kinase activity.